AUGACACAUACCGUGUACGAUCACAACAAAAUCACGCUGGGUCCCGGGUUUGUGGUGAAGAACGUUACUACGCCCAACGAAGCUUCGUCGCUGGUCAUCGGCAAUCUGCCUCUAGCGACUGCGAGAGAGCCUCUUACACGACUCAUCGAAAGCUUCGGUGGUACCAUCCUAGAUAUGCAAAUACCCGACAGGAGCACAGUCAACAGUGGUGAAUCCAUGUCUGUGGGCAUACGGAUGAGCUCUCAUCUUGAGGCGGUCACUGUUGCCAAUGGGCUCGAUGGCGUCGUCGCUUUACAUUGCUCGAACACGCUCUCCGUGCGGCCCGCAGAUAAUCACGUACGGACUCAAUCCCAGGUGUCGAGUGCGGGCUUAUAUAUCUCUUGGAAAGUCCCGACAGUCAACGUCUAUGCCGGUUUCCGCUCGCUCAAGGCAGCUCGCAGAGUAGUCGCUCUCGCCGAUGGAUAUGAUUGGGAUGGGUUCUGGAUCACUGCCUCGAUUUAUGACGGCUUCCCUGUCAUUGGCGAGCACAACGUACGCUUCAGCGGCCUACCGCCGGAUGUGAAGUUGAACCAAGUUACCCGCCGCUUCCGUUGCCCGAAGGUGGAUCUCAACAUCGACAAUCGGCCGCGGCUGCUACCAAACUUUGGUAUUCCUCAGGUGUUGAAGCGCGUCAGCGAGUUUGGAGAUGUCGACCAUCAUAGUGCGACACGCCCUCCAUAUAAGGAUGACGUCGUCCGAGUGUGGUGUUGGUUCAAGAACCCCGAUGUCGCCUAUGUUGCCCGCGAACUCAACGGCGUCCCGCAGCGCUCUCUUGGGGGCCUACGGCUCGCUGUGAGGCGCAUAUACUCUCUCAGAUAUGCGAUUGCUCGCAGAGUCUAUAACUUCAUACGAGACGACAUCGAAGAGUUUCGCCAAGCGUCACAGCGUAUCCGCCGAGGCUGCAAUAUCCGACUUCUGGAUCGCGAUGAACGACAAGGCAGUAUCCUGGUUGAAGUCAGCUCCACGGACGAUAGAAGUUUGCAGGAGAUCAAGUCGCGUCUCGCCGACAUUGCGCAGGGCGAGGUUCUCAUGGACGGCAGUGUCCCGCUCUGGGACCGUUUCUUUACCACGCCCUUCGGCGCGGACUGGAUGAACACCGUUCGGAAGGCCACUCCGAAUACAUUGGUGGUCAUUCGCAGAGCUCAGUCUUGCAUCCGGGUCAUCGGCGCGCCAAAUAAGCGAGCGGCUGUUCUUACCGCCGUCCGCGAUUUUGUCGCCACGAUGCGCCGUAAACCUAUCUACACCAUACCGCUCCCCGGCAUUCAGUUCGGCGUCUUCAUGCACCCAGCAUUACUUGAGGCGCGCGAGAAGCAUGGCUCAAGUAGCCUCUGGCUGGAUCUCCCGCAUCGUCAGUUAUGCCUGCGCGGUGACGAAGCCAUGUACGAGGAUGUCCAAGCGGCUGUACAUAUUGCUACCAAGGCGCACUCGCAUCACCUUCCGCAAUAUCGGUGCCCCGUUUGCUUUCACACUCCGACGUCAGCAAUUCUACUACCGUGCGGCGACACAUAUUGCAAGGAGUGCCUCACGAGUUAUCUGGCUGCUGGUACCGAAGCGCGACAGUUCCCUUUGACCUGCUUUGGCAGCAGUGGCGAAUGCAAAGAACCCAUCCCGCUUGUCUCCGCCCGCGACAUUCUGUCGCCUACGCAAUGGGAGGAACUCGUUAUUUCCGCCUUCAAUGCUUAUAUCACCACAAAGCCGGACGAAUUCCGUUUUUGUCUUAGCCCGGACUGCCGGUUGGUCUACCGCCCAGGAGCAAAGGACAGCAUCUACACUUGCCCCGCGUGUCUGAUCCGCAUCUGCUCGUUUUGCGAUGUCGAAUACCACGAAGGCAUUGCCUGUGAUGACCGUAUACAUGGACUUGACAGCGCAUUUGACGAAUACGUUCGCAUACACGAUGUCAAACAAUGCCCAGGUUGCAAGGCCCCCAUUGAGCGAGUGGAAGGCUGCGGCCAUAUCACAUGCACGCGCUGUCAUACACACACGUGCUGGAAGUGUAUGGAGACGUUUGAUAAAGGUGUCGGGAUAUACGACCACAUGCGCGAGGCUCAUGGGAGCAUAGGGGUGUAG
Peniophora sp. CBMAI 1063 is the source of this 2106-nucleotide messenger RNA. The record is from the annotation of a GenBank genome assembly. Lineage: Eukaryota; Fungi; Basidiomycota; Agaricomycetes; Russulales; Peniophoraceae.